Orbicella faveolata is the source of this 1480-nucleotide messenger RNA. Its product is annotated as transmembrane protein 70 homolog, mitochondrial-like. NCBI's taxonomy places the organism in Eukaryota, Metazoa, Cnidaria, Anthozoa, Scleractinia, Merulinidae. The record is from RefSeq and is a predicted model, not a curated record. Gene Ontology annotation, biological process: mitochondrial proton-transporting ATP synthase complex assembly. Gene Ontology annotation, cellular component: mitochondrial membrane.
AAACAGCGUCAUGUGAUAGUUUUGCAACAUGUCAGCGGUGUUCAAUCUGCACGUGUCUGAAAGACGAAGUCCAGGAAAGUCAAAAAGAUGUGGCGGGUAUUAGGAGGAAACUGGCUUUUCAAGCAAAGAUCUUUGCAAGCAAUCCAAUGGAUAAAACUAUGUAGUGCGACGAGAGCUCCUCAGGAUGCGUUAUUCAAGAGUUCUACUCUCUUCAAUUUGCAUUUCCGGUGCAUGUCCGCAGAAUCUGAUGGAUAUGUUGGCAAGUGGAAAACUGUGUACGAAGGGCCGCUUUCCAGAUCAGUGAAACUUGUAAAGAUGCUUUCUCUAACCACAGCAGCAGCAACGUUUGUUGGUACUCCAUUACUGAUAUUCUUUGGUAAACAUGCAGCUUCUCUACCUGUGAAGGUCACUUUAGUGACGUUUUUGUGCUCGAUUGGAGGAGGUUCAACCCUUCUGCUUCACUUUCUCUCCUUGCCCUAUGUGCAUAAAAUGGAUUUUAAUCCAGAGGAAAAAGUGUUUGCAGUAGAGACUUUGUCUUUAUUCGCCUUAAGAAAAAGAACCGAGUUCUCAGUAGACGACAUUACUGUCUAUGUGGAGGACAAGGCUUUCUCUACUUUUGAAGCUCGUGGAGUAAAAUAUUUCAUUCACAAGGAGCUUGUAGAGGCUCAGCAAUUCUUGCACUUUAUCGAAGAGUGGAAGAAAGGAGAAGCGACAGAUUUUAAGAAGCCAUCGUGAAAGGUUCUGCGGUUUGUCAGUGUACCAAUCAUUUUUCUGUAAACCAGAGAAUGUAAGGAAGCUCGCGAUUAUCUUUCGCAAUGCCAAAUGAUGAGACGGUUGAUGUUUCCAGCAAUAAAUACAAAAUUCCCGAGUGUUUAGUUUCUUGCAGUCUUGGGUGCGCAAACACUGAAUAUUUAUGAGUUGGAAAAUCACAGUUUUGUUUCCAGAGCCCUCGUUGAUCAAUAGAAGCAGAGAUUCUAGUAACGAUGUGAAGUAUCGUACGUAAAAUAGGUUUACAUGUAAAAGGUGGCGUUAAUACUUGAGCUGAAGUCCCUAAUGGUCUAUUUUACUGCAUUGCUUUUUGAGUCGAAAACAUCUUCACCCUAAGGAAAUCCAUUAAAAUGACAACCCUAAAGAAAUAGAUGCGAAAUUGGCUAACCUGAUAUCAAUUAGAAAUGGGCUUACCCCUCAAGAAUUCCGUGUCAACAUUUCUAGAUUUCACAACCGAAAAAUUCGAGUUCUUUUUGCUCAUAUUUUCCCUUAAAAAUUCCUGUAUUUCUGACCCAAGACUUUUUUGCCCCUUCCCUGGAGAAUUCCCUUGUUCCUCAACAAGGGAGGGGUGGUAGUCUCCUUCGCAGCUGUUAUUAGGGUCGCCAUGUAACGUUGGAACGUUGCGUGACGACCCUAAUAACGGCUGCAAAGGAGACUGUGUGUGUGUGCUAAAUAAGUGUCCCUAUUCCUCCAGGUGCCCCUGUACUAAUAA